AUGCACGAUGCUAUAAGGAGAUAUCUCAUCAGCAAAAAGCAAGGUGGUCAAAGUGCGGUGCAGUUUAUCGACUUCAUUCUUCAUGCCCAACUUCCUAUCACUUUGCUCAUCAUACCCGCUAUCCAAAACAGGGUGAAGCAAAAACCCUCAUGUGAGCAGGAUACACAAUGGCAAGCUGAAAUUAUCGAAAGGAUGGAAUCGAAAGAGCAUUACACACUUCCCCUAGGAGCGAUGCUGAACAAUUGCCAAGUUGAACUGGCUCAACUGAAGGAUGAACUAGCUACUCGGCCUCUGGAUCUUCCACGCUCUUACACCCCAACUGCCCCUGAUCCCCAUUCUGACUCUUCAAACGCAUCUACCAUUCAAAAGAAGGAUAGAAGAGCAAGCACUCGGAAACCUCCUCCGAUCAAGGAAGGUACCGAAGGAACAAUUCUUGAAGAUGUCGAAGAUGAGAGCGCCGAAUCCGCGCAACAACCGUCGACGAGCGCUAGAGUCACAAAAAGUCCGAGCGUACCGCUUAGCAAGGUAAAACGAUAACA
Molecule: messenger RNA, 539 nt
Organism: Cylicostephanus goldi
Lineage: Eukaryota; Metazoa; Nematoda; Chromadorea; Rhabditida; Strongylidae
Source: the annotation of a GenBank genome assembly